GGGGACCCUUUGUGCGCCCGGAGCGCGCCUGUGAAUGCCGCGCGGUCGUCGGCACCGGAAGGGUUCCCACUGCGCCUGAAAGGGGACAAUGGAGGCUGCGGAUGGCGACGUCGCAGAAAUCGAGACGAUUUGCGAUUCAGCCCCUGUCACCAUGGUUGUCAGGCAAACUUCCUGCUUUGAUCAGCGGAGGGUGGAGAGGGAAGGAGCCCGCCGCCGAGGCCCGGCCGCACCGCGCGCGUCCCGGCGCCCUUGGCGGGUCCCCGCCCCCUUCCGGAAGGAACUGGGGACCAGCCUCCUGCACCUUGACCCGUCUAGACGGCCCCCAAGUUUUUGUCUCCGUUACCAAGGGCGAGGGGUGCUCUUUGACCCCCGCGCGGGGCGGAGGUGGCGGCCAGAGGGUCCUGAAUCCUCGCUGGAUUCCGGAGGGAGCGGGGUGCACGGCGACGGCCACCAGCUGUUCCAAAGGACAGCGCAUUUCCUGCCCGCGUUUUCUCGGCAGGUCCCCCUGGCCCUGUCCGAGGCGUUCCUCGCAGACCUGCUGGACCGAGUGUGCCAGCGGAUGAGCGACUACAGGCUGGAGGUGGACCCUGUGACCAAGGAGAAGACGUUCAAGCGAUUCGCGCCGAGGAAAGGAGACAAGAUAUACCAAGAAUUUAAGAAAUUCUCUUUUUACUCAGAGGCUUACAGACCUCUGAAAUUCGCGUGCGAAUCCAUAAUAGAAGAGUAUGAAGACGAGAUCCGCUCGCUCAUCGCCCGGGAGGCACGCUACCUGGCUGACAAGCUGUGCGCUGAAAAGCCAGGUCUGUGCAAAACUUCUCCCGGCCGCACUGAAUUCUAGGGCUGACGUGCCCCCGCCCCGGUUGGAGAGGAGAGAAGGCACAGCCAAGGUCAAUGCCUGCGUCUCUGUCUGCCCGGCUCUUCACGGGAAGGAAGUGUACGCCCCUGGUUUAUAUCAGGUCGCCUGGUGGAUAGUAUUGUGUUGCAAAUCUGUUGUUUGGUCUCAUUAAAAAACAAAACCAAACCCCGAUUCUUUCUAUAGGUGAGGCUGAGGGCAUAAAACAAAUUACCUUUGUGGAUUUUGAUAAAAACCGGCAUGGCAAUAAAGCAUUUAAUUCGGUAAUAGGAAAAAGGAGAGGCCAUUUCGUAAAUGAAACAAGGAUUUAAUAACGCGUCCUGUAUAGUUUGUGCACAGAUUCAAAGUAUUGUGUUCUGUUUUAUAAGAUCUGAUUUGAUUUCUUAAAGACCUGACGGGUCAUGAAAUUAAUAAAAUAUAUUGCCCCAAACCCCA
Messenger RNA from Phyllostomus discolor (pale spear-nosed bat), 1288 nucleotides. RefSeq names its product canopy FGF signaling regulator 1 (gene CNPY1). The record is from RefSeq and is a predicted model, not a curated record. Lineage: Eukaryota; Metazoa; Chordata; Mammalia; Chiroptera; Phyllostomidae. Gene Ontology annotation, cellular component: endoplasmic reticulum.